AGCGCUAUCGAUUUCGGACAAACUCAACAUUUUGAAAAAGUACGAUGAAGGAUUGGCUGAGAAAAAAAAACAAAAAGAUAUUGCUAAUGAACUGGGGAUACCUCCUUCCACUUUAAGAACUUUAUUGAAAAACAGACGUGAAAUAGAACAAAGCAGCUUGUUAGGUGGCAGCAAACGACAAAAAUUAAAACACGGCAAGUAUGAAGAGUUGGAAAAUAUUUUAUUGGAGUGGUUUCAACAAGCUCGUAGUUUAAAUUAUCCAAUAAAUGGAGGUAUAAUCACGGAAAAGGCGAUGGAGAUUGCCGCACGUCUCAACUUAACCGAAUUUAGUGGAUCGACUGGUUGGCUGGAUAGAUUUCGGAGUAGGCAUAGCAUUGUGUACCGGCAAAUUUCAGGUGAGGCUGAAUCUGUUAAUAAUGAUGAUAGCUUCAUGGAAAAAUAACGUGUUGCCUUCAUUACUGCGUGACUAUGCUCCUGACGAUGUAUACAACGCAGAUGAAUUCGGAUUGUUUUUUAAGCUUAUGCCAGAUAAGUCUUUUGUUUUUAAAAAUGAGACAUGCCAUGGUGGAAAGUUGAGCAAGGAACGUCUCACGGUUUUAGUAUGUACAAAUUCUACCGGAACCCAUAAAUUGAAGUUGGUCGUCAUUGGAAAAAGUAGGUCUCCUCGCUGUUUCAAAAAUGUUCGUACGUUUCCAUGUGAAUACCUUGCUCAAAGUCGUGCUUGGAUGACAGGAAUACUAUUCAUGAACUGGAUUCAACAGCUAGAUGCAUUUUUCGGUAAACAAAAGAGAAAAAUUAUUCUAUUCGUCGACAAUUGUUCGGCUCACCCUAAAGAUAUCCCUACUACCAAUAUAAGACUUGUUUUCUUUCCACCAAAUACUACAUCUAAGUUACAACCCCUAGAUCAGGGUAUCAUUAAAGUGAUAAAACAAAAGUACCGAAAAAAGUUAGUUCAGCGGUACUUGAGAGACAUGGAGAGUACCAACCAAAUUUCAACUAAAGUUAACGUUUUGGACUCCAUACAUUACAUUAGUGCCGCUUGGGAUGAAAUUAAACCAGAUGUAAUAAUAAACUGUUUUCGGAAAGCUGCAUUUGGUGUGUUGAACAACUUUGAACAGGCUGAUAGCUCACCUUUAAAAGAAGAGGACUUUCAGCUUCUGCAAAACUUUGCUGAUUAUGCAACAGUAGAUGAUGAACUCGUAACCACUAGCACUCGGACUUUAGAUGAAAUAAUCGCUGAUACGAACUUAGUGGACAAUGAGAAAGAAGACGACGAUCAAGAAGAAGAAGAUCAAGACUUUCCAGUAUCUACUCCUACAAUAACUACUGGUUUGCAACAUUUAUCGGAAAUUCGGAAAGUAUUAUCCUGUGUUGAAAAUUCCGAAGAAAUGUUAGGUUGUCUUAAUAAAAUAGAAAACUUUCUUGCUGAAACACAUUGCCAGAACCUUAAACAAUCAAAAAUAGAUCAUUUUUUUUAAUAAACAAUAAUAAAGUAUGUAUGUAAUAAUAAUAUUUUUUUAAAUUAAAUUCAGUAGCACAAAAAUACAAGUAUGUAUGUAUAUUGUAAUUAUAAUUAAUUUAUAAGUGUAUUUCUCAUUAAAUUAUGUUU
This is a messenger RNA of Aphis gossypii (cotton aphid), 1609 nucleotides long. RefSeq names its product tigger transposable element-derived protein 6-like. Lineage: Eukaryota; Metazoa; Arthropoda; Insecta; Hemiptera; Aphididae. The transcript has a single exon. The record is from RefSeq and is a predicted model, not a curated record. Gene Ontology annotation, cellular component: nucleus. Gene Ontology annotation, molecular function: DNA binding. Bases 417 to 1478 code for a protein of 353 amino acids.